AUGCCUGCUGCACGCCAACAGAAGUCCUACGCAACGCGCAUUCCAACCUUCAGCUCUCCUCGCCGCGAUACGGCUUCGAAUAUAUCGGAACUGACCGAUGUCGAGAGCUCCGGCACUCCACUCACCGUAUCAGAUGUCUCUUCUCCCCUCGCAGAUCUCUUCGACGCGCUAUCUUCCCAAUCGUCCAUCGUCACCUCCCCACCUACCUCAGUCGCAUCCAGCGCUGCCUCUUCAAGUCCCAGUCCCUCUUCCCCUAAAGCAGCCUUGCCCCUGCUACUCGCAGCCUUGCCAGAUCCCCCGUACCCGCCGUCCAAGCCGGAGAACAACACCUAUUUCCACUUCAUGAACGUCAUCAUGCGGCAGCAGCGCCCCAUCCCCGAAUCCAUCACAGACGAGUCUUCCUGCGUGCGGAUCUACGCUCAGGUCUGGCGCGACCUGUCCGAGGACCAGAAGGCCCUCUACAACGAACACUGGGCCAGAUACAAGGCCGAGCACAAGGCGUGGAGGAGGGCUCUCGGAGAUAUUGUUUCCGAGGCCGACGGGUCUGCUAACCGGCGCGCGUCCCGCAGGCGAAGCGGUAGAUCCAAGCCGCACCAGCCCCUCUCACCCCGCGAGCAGCUCAUCGCGCGGCUCAUCUUGCUGGGACUUUCCGCACCUCAGAUUGAAAAUGCGGUACGAAACAGCGGGACGGACACGUUCAGCGCGCAGAUGCAGAUCCUGGUCCCUUCGCCUGACGGACUAUCGUCGCUGUGCGUCGAGGAACUCGGCGGCGACACCUUCGGACCCGCUCCUCCAGCUAACAGGCCUGAAUGCAAAGGCAAAGCGCGCGCUAGGCGUGUGCGUCUUCAUAGUAGCGUUCCACAAAUCGACUUCCUUUCCCCCGGCGCUGAGCGUCUGGAUAGCUCUCUGGCUCCGUCCACCGGGUUCGCUGAGCCGGGGCGCACGCUACAGUGGAUACAGCAGCAGCAUCAAUAUGACAAUGUCGUGCCCGCGAUUCAUGUGUCCGUGGCCAUGCAGGCCCCAGCGCCUAUGGACGUAUCGCCCGUCGUUCCAUCCUUCGGAUCGACCAACCAAACCGACCUCCAGAGCUUCGCGGCGAACCCGUAUCUCAUCGCUCCGUUGGACGCUUUCUACCUCGCCCCGCCUUCGUCCUUCGCUUUCGGACACGCAUCGCCCGACCAGGACGGAUUCAGUACGGCCGCACAUCAGGCAACCUUUGCGCCGUAUUCCGCGUACGAGCGCGACGUCUCCUCUCUAUCUUCCGCGAUUCCGGUUCCUCGUGCCCCUAGGCUCGCGCCCGCGCUCCUCCCGCCGCUCCCGCACGUCCAGGUCCACACCUCGCUUCCCGGCCCGGAGAUGCCGGGGCCCUUCGAAGAACCAAUCGCGGGCGAUGCGCCUGCCCUGGGUCUCGACCUCGACCUGGGCGUUGUCUUCCCAAUGACGGCCGAGGCUCCUCCGCCUCCUCCUCCUACUUCGUCGCCCGUCUUCUUCGACAGCGCAUCCAAGCUGGAUCUGGACUGGCCUGUAGGGGAUGCUGCGCGCGAGGCCUGGGCCGAUAUGGACGUGGACAUGGACUGGGCCUUCCAUGCGAUGGAAUCGGGCCCGGUCUAUGAUUGGGCGGCAGGCUUGAACUGCGCGAGUGGCGGGUGGACGCUCCUCCAGUAAGCGGAAGCUUUAUUCCCUCGCGACACGACAAAUGUGCACGGAUGUCAGCCACCUGCAAUGCCCUGGCGGCCUUAUCUCUCAGAUUAAGACUUCUCAUGGUGCCUGUAUUCUCAUUAUUUGAACGCGCCGGUCGCCCUUUGGUUGUAAUCUCUGGGUUGCUGUUCAGUGUCGAACCAUGGACAUGUAUAACAACAUACUGAUCACACAAAGCAAGGAUAUCGUAU
Punctularia strigosozonata HHB-11173 SS5 is the source of this 1889-nucleotide messenger RNA. RefSeq lists its product as uncharacterized. Lineage: Eukaryota; Fungi; Basidiomycota; Agaricomycetes; Corticiales; Punctulariaceae. The record is from RefSeq and is a predicted model, not a curated record. The transcript has 2 exons. The coding region runs from base 1 to 1665 and encodes 554 amino acids.